Poecilia reticulata (guppy) is the source of this 2646-nucleotide messenger RNA. RefSeq names its product collagen, type IX, alpha 1a (gene col9a1a). NCBI's taxonomy places the organism in Eukaryota, Metazoa, Chordata, Actinopteri, Cyprinodontiformes, Poeciliidae. The record is from RefSeq and is a predicted model, not a curated record.
UCUGGACUGUCUCACUUCCUCCCUUCUAGCAGGCGGUGGGCUUUCAGUCAGGGGGGCACCGGUAGAUGGACUGACCGAAAGCCUCGUCUAAUCUGGUAAAAGGAGAUUUUUUAGUACCUUCCUGGCUCUUUGGGAAGACCAUGGCUGUCUUCAGGACCCAUCAGGAGCCUCUGCUGGUGGUUUUACUGCAGAUUGUGUUGAUUUGCUCGGCUCAGAGGAGCGCGGUUGGUCCCCGAGGGCCCCCCGGACCGCCAGGCAUCGCUGGAGUACCUGGAGUCGAUGGAAUCGAUGGCGAGAGAGGGGAAGACUCCUCUGUAACUGGCCCAGUAGGUCUUCCUGGAGAUAAUGGCAAAGAUGGGUCUUCUGGAGCUCCAGGCCUUCCAGGAGCAGAUGGACCUGUGGGACCCACGGGGGAUCCAGGCCCUUUGGGCCCAAAAGGCUCAAAAGGGGAACCUGGAGCUCGGGGACCUGCUGGAGAACCUGGAGUAGGACUUGAUGGGACUGAUGGUAUUCCUGGCACGGACGGGCUACCAGGUGAACUGGGAAAAGUAGGACCGCCUGGAGCGAAAGGGAGGAGAGGUGCCGUAGGUCUGCCUGGUCCUUUUGGCCCUCGGGGACCUCCAGCUGUUUACCAGGGAGAGGAGCUGUGUCCCAGUGCCUGCCCAGCAGGACUGAAUGGAUAUUCUGGACUCCCAGGGAUGAAAGGCCACAAAGGGGCUAAGGGCGAAUCAGGUGAGCCCGGAAGACAAGGACACAAGGGAGAGGAGGGCGAUCAAGGACCGCCUGGUGAAGUUGGAGCUCAAGGACUGCCAGGCCCGGGUGGAGCAAGAGGCCUUCCAGGAAUAACAGGCCCCAAAGGAGACCGGGGACCUCGUGGAAAACCCGGUGAUGUCGGUCCGAGGGGAAUUCAGGGAGCACCAGGGGAUCCAGGUCAACGAGGAGCAAUAGGGGAGAGUGGACAAAUAGGAGCGCAGGGGGAUCGGGGCCCACAAGGAAUCAGGGGGGUACCAGGGCCAAAAGGAGAACCUGGCCUUCCGGGUCCAGACGGCCGUGAGGGAAUACCUGGACUGCCUGGCUCAAGGGGUCUUCCAGGGAAAAGUGGUGCUCCGGGCGACGCAGGCACACAGGGGCUUCCUGGUUUACCAGGUACAUACGGCCAGAAAGGACACGGCGGCACAAAGGGCAACACGGGAGGCCCAGGAUUUGUGGGAUUGAUGGGAUCUCCAGGGAAACAAGGGGAGCGAGGAGACCAGGGGGAAGUGGGACCCGUGGGACCCAGAGGAGGACCUGGUGAACGUGGGGAGAGAGGACCUGAUGGACCGCCAGGAUUACCAGGAGGCAGGGGAAGCAAAGGGGACCCUGGCUUUCCAGGACUUCCUGGUCCUGCCGGUUUUCGAGGCCUUAAGGGAGACAGGGGUCCUGUUGGUCUCACCGGCCCCAAAGGAGACCAGGGACCAUCAGGUGCUGAAGGAAUACCAGGAGAGAGGGGAGAACUGGGUGACCAAGGAGAACCAGGAGAGAAAGGAUCGCUCGGUCCACCAGGAGAAACAGGAAACAAAGGACCUGAAGGCGGCCGCGGGCUGCCGGGCAAAGAGGGCAAGUCGGGUCAGCUAGGACCACGAGGCAUGCAGGGAGACACCGGGGUGCCGGGACUACCUGGGGAGCAGGGACCAGCGGGCAAACCACCAACAGAUAGGCACAUCAAACAGGUCUGCAUGAGAGUAAUGCAAGAGCAGCUGGCCCAGUUAGCGGCCAGCCUGAGCAGGCCUGAGUCAGGCAUCUCCGGACUCCCCGGCCCACCUGGUCCACCUGGCCCACCGGGUUCGCCUGGAGAGAACGGAUUCCCAGGCCACUCUGGGUCGAGAGGUCUCCCCGGUUUGAAGGGUCCACCUGGGCUAAUCGGCCGCAAAGGACCAAAAGGUGACCAGGGGGACAGAGGGGACAGAGGGCCCACACUGAGGGGCUACAAAGGGGAGCCAGGAGUCCCUGGACUACCAGGUGAACCCGGCCGACCGGCUUACGGCACGAACGGCCGCGAUGGAGAGCGGGGGCCGCGCGGCGUUCCAGGAAUCAACGGCGUUCCAGGCCCUCCGGGUCCCGCUGGCAGGAAUGGCUACUGUGAGCCGUCGCAGUGUGUCCCUCCCAUGGUGGCGUCACCCAGCUUUGGGAAAAACUCCGAGACGAAGGGCCCCAGCGACGACUGAGAGGGAACAGAACUAAAAAAAACAAAUCAGCAAAAUAAGAGUAUGUUUUUAAGCCACAAUUGGAGGUUACACUGACUUUAAUGCUCUAAAAACCAACCAACCAGCUUUUCCAAGUUCUUGUUUUUACCUCAGUUUUUCCAUCUCUGUACUGUAAAAUAUAAGGAACCAAAAUGAAAUAACUGUACAGUCUCACCUGCUCAGUUUCUACUAUGUUUCUCUGUAUGUUUAUGUUUAUGUAAAUGUGUCAAUAUAUAUAACUGGAUAACAGUAGUUUGAUAGUAUUUAAGGUGGUUUAAGUUGCCAUCAUUUCUGGGCAGAAGAGGAAGUGAAGUGUGAAAGAUCCUGACACAGUUUUGUAUGAUUUCUUAUUUAUUAUAUAAAGGUUCAAUGUCAUGUCUGCAAGUUGUACAAAGGAGGAAAUAUACACAUUUUGGUUACCUUU